AUGGAUAGCAAAAAAGAGGCUGGCAAUGGCAGCGUUAAUUAUUCCGGCCAAACACCACCACCGGAGCCCGGCAGCGGCGGCCACCAGCCGAUCGGCUCCGAUCAUCAUCACAGCCGUUACUUUUUCAAUCGUCUCCUUAAAGUUGUGUUGCUUUUCACCAUGAUCACUUUAGCAUACCUCGUCGUUUUUCAGACACCGGCAAGCCCUUUCCAGUUCUUCUCAUCUUUUAGUACCCCAGCUAAUGAAAAAGAGGUAGGUUUGGGGCAAGUACUAGAAAGGGCAGCCAUGGCAGACAAGACAGUGAUCAUAACAACCUUAAACGAAGCAUGGAUCGAGCCAGGCUCGAUCUUUGAUCUCUUUCUGGAGAGCUUCAGAAUUGGGAAUCACACACUUUGGCUCCUCAAGCAUUUGGUUGUUGUAGCUUUAGAUCACAAGGCAUUUCAUCACUGCUUGAGGACACAAAACGAUCUCCAUUGCUAUUUUCUCACAACAAAAGGCGUAAACUUCUCGAACGAGGCUCAUUUCAUGACCCCAGACUACUUGAAGAUGAUGUGGAGAAGGAUAGAUUUCCUCACAACUGUUCUCCAGAUGGGAUACAAUUUCGUUUUCACGGAUGCAGACAUAAUGUGGCUCAGAAAUCCAUUCCCACAUUUCUACACAGACACAAACUUCCAAAUCUCGUGCGACAGUUUUGGAGGGAAGUCAACCGACCUGCAAAAUGCACCAAACGGAGGUUUCAACUACGUGAAAUCAGGCAUUCAAACUAUAAAGUUCUACGAGUUCUGGUACGAGUCGAGAAAAAAGCAUCCGGGCAAACACGACCAGGACGUGCUCAACGAGAUAAAGUUCGACCCGUAUGUUAAGGCCAUUGGACUACAGAUCAAGUUCCUUGACACGGUUUACUUCGGGGGAUUUUGCCAGCCGAGCAAGGAUUUGAACCUCGUGUGCACGAUGCACGCCAAUUGCUGUGCUGGCUUGGAUAAUAAGAUUCACGAUCUCAGGAUUUUGCUCGACGACUGGAAAAAAUAUACAUCUUUGCAGGAAGAUGUAAGGAAAGGAAAGUCGCCUUCAUGGUCUGUACCACAAUCUUGCGGACCACGUUCAUUUCAUCAUCAUAACCCCAGGAAGAGGAAUGGAAACAGAAGGAAAUAA
Striga hermonthica is the source of this 1152-nucleotide messenger RNA. The record is from the annotation of a GenBank genome assembly. Lineage: Eukaryota; Viridiplantae; Streptophyta; Magnoliopsida; Lamiales; Orobanchaceae.